Messenger RNA from Camelus dromedarius (Arabian camel), 1037 nucleotides. Its product is annotated as neutrophil elastase. Gene Ontology annotation, biological process: phagocytosis; acute inflammatory response to antigenic stimulus; proteolysis. Lineage: Eukaryota; Metazoa; Chordata; Mammalia; Artiodactyla; Camelidae. The transcript is spliced from 5 exons. Gene Ontology annotation, molecular function: serine-type endopeptidase activity. Bases 82 to 957 code for a protein of 291 amino acids. The record is from RefSeq and is a predicted model, not a curated record.
GCCGCCAGAGUCUGAGUUCCCGUUGUAAGCAACAACCAAAGAGUGCUUGGAGGUGGGGAGGGUAGAGCUCGGUGGUAGAGCAUGUGCUUAGCAUGCAUGAGGUCCUGGGUUCAAACCCCAGGACCUCCAUUUAAAAAAGAGAGAGAGAGGUUGGAAAUCAAGACCAGGAGGGAGACUCGAGGCUCAGAGAAGAAGAUUCAAGUCCCCACCAUGACCCUGGGCCCCGCGCUGGCCUCAGAGAUAGUGGGGGGCCAGCCCGCCCGGCCGCAUGCGUGGCCAUUCAUGGUGUCCCUGCAGCGGCGUGGAGGCCACUUCUGUGGUGCCACUCUGAUCUCACGGAACUUCGUCCUGUCAGCGGCACACUGCCUGAACGGCCUAAACUUCCGGUUGGUGCGCGUGGUGUUGGGGGCCCAUAACCUGGGGCGGCGUGAGCUCACCCGGCAGACGUUCAGGGUCCGGCGGGUCUUUGAAAACGGCUUUGACCCCCUGAGCCUGCAGAACGACAUCGUGGUUCUCCAGCUCAAUGGGGCGGCCACCCUCAACGCCAACGUGCAGGUGGCCCAGCUGCCUGCCCAGGACCAAGGCGUGGGCGACGGGGUGCAGUGCCUGGCCAUGGGAUGGGGCCAGCUAGGCACGGACCAGCCGGCAGCUCGAGUCCUGCAGCAGCUCAACGUGACCGUGGUGACGGCCCUCUGCCGCCCUGCCAACGUGUGCACCCUGGUGCCACGCCGGCGAGCUGGCAUCUGCUUUGGGGACUCCGGCGGGCCCCUGGUCUGCAACGGGCUGGUCCAGGGGAUCGACUCCUUCAUUCGGGGGGGCUGCGCCUCUGGGCUCUUCCCAGACUCCUUUGCCUCCGUCGCCACGUUCGCAGACUGGAUCAACUCCAUCAUCCGCCGCUAUGGGGGCAGUGACCACCCCCCUCUCCACCCCAGGAACCCCGUGGGCAGAACCCCCUAGAAAGGGCUGCCCCGUUACCCACCUAACCUGCCCCUGGCUGAGCCCUUCCCACAUGGCAUCACGCAGCAUCUGUCACAAUA